UACUUGAAAGAAAAGCUGAUAGAGUGGGGAAAGAUAAGAUCGAUAGGUGAGUGUGUGAGGGAAAGAAAAGAAGGAUGUCAGGGCCACAGUGCUGUUCAAACCCACCAAUCCUUAGCCCAAAUGCAGGAAAUGGAAAUGUGGAGAAAGUGGGUGGUCUUCCCUGCUAUCUCACUGCCUCUCCUCACUCUAACCUCGCCGUUCUUAUGCUCUCCGAUAUUUUCGGAUAUGAAGCGCCACUUUUAAGGAAACUUGCUGACAACGUUGCAGCUGCUGGGUAUUAUGUGGUUGUUCCUGACCUCUUGGAGGGUGACCCCUUUAAGCCUGAUGGUUCUCUCGAUAACUUACCUGUUUGGUUAAAAGAUCAUGGACCCGUGGAGAAAGGUGCUGAAGGUUCAAAACCCGUAAUUGAAGCCUUAAAAAGUAAAGGGUUUUCAGCAAUCGCUGGUGUUGGUUUUUGUUGGGGUGCAAAGGUCGCGGUUGAACUUGCCAAAUCCAGACUGAUCCAAACAGCAGUACUGUUGCAUCCAGCAUUUCUCUCUGUGGAUGACUUCAAGGUUGUUGAUACUCCAAUUGCUAUACUUGGAGCCGAGAGUGACAAAUAUUGUCCUCCAGAGCUUGUGAAAGAAUUUGAAGAAAUCCUAGCUGCUAAACCUGGGGUUUCGAGUUUUGUUAAAAUAUAUCCAGGAGUGGAACACGGUUGGGCCGUGAGAUACGACACAGAAGAUGCAGAAGCUGUGAAAGCCGCAGAAGAGGCCCACAAGGACUUGCUGGAUUGGCUUGCUAAACAUCUUAAGUGAGAAAAUGUUGUUCAGAUACUAUAAUGUCUGUCAUGUAGAAUCUGUCAGCACGGUCUUUUUCGUUUUUUACUUUUUCUGUUUUUUCCUAUUACUGAAAGUUCAAUAACUUGUGUAAAACAAAAAAAGAAAGAAACUCAAGAAGAUUUGAAAAGUAGUUAUCAAAUUUAUGUAAACUUAUUUGAAAAUAACGAGUUCAAGUUACAGAGAA
Vigna angularis (adzuki bean) is the source of this 1005-nucleotide messenger RNA. RefSeq names its product endo-1,3;1,4-beta-D-glucanase. Lineage: Eukaryota; Viridiplantae; Streptophyta; Magnoliopsida; Fabales; Fabaceae. The record is from RefSeq and is a predicted model, not a curated record. Bases 75 to 797 code for a protein of 240 amino acids. Gene Ontology annotation, molecular function: hydrolase activity. The transcript is spliced from 7 exons.